AUGGCUGAGCCCCUUUGUGGGGGUGAGCGAGACGCCGGGGGGCUCCUGGGGCAGGAGGGGCUGCGGCCUGCCCCGGACCCCCCCCCAAUUCCCGCAGCCCCUGCGGAGCCGUGCCCAGGGGUGACCCUCAGCGACAGCCUGCUCCUCGCCCGCGGCCGCCCCAGCGGCACCGUGCGCCUGGACCGGGAGAACAUCUGCUGCAUCGGCAGGAGCCGGGGAACGGGGACCACCCUCAGCCUCUACCUGCAGCAGGUACGGAGCUGGGGGCAGCCUGAUCGGGGGGCACAGGGACCCCCGGACCCACCACGGGGGUCUCUGAGCCCCCCCAUUCCAACCCUCCUGGAAUUCCAGUGUUCCCAAACCCAUACGAGGACACUCAGGGCCCUGAAUUUUGGGGUCUCUCCGUGUCCCCCCACCCCAUUCCCUCCCCAGAAUCUCCUGGGUUGCCCCCAGGGUUGGUUGGAGCAGGGAUUCAAUCCCAGAGCGUUCCCAAAAUGGGAAUUUUCACUCAGCAGGCAAAAUAAAAACCACGGGGGUUCUUCCUAUUUUAUUUUCCAGAACCAAAUUGAGAAGAUCGAGAAUUUGGAGUGUUUCCCCAACCUGAGGUUCCUCUGCCUGGCUGGGAACCGCAUCCAGAGGGUGGAAAACCUGCAGGGGCUGCCCCAGCUGAGCGUCCUGGACCUGUCCCACAACCUGAUCCAGGUGCUGGCCACAGAGGAGCUGCCCCGCAGCCUCCGGAUCCUGGAGCUGGCAGGGAACCCGUGCACGCGGCAGGAUGGAUACAGGGAUCGGGUGCUGGCAGCCCUGCCCCAGCUCCUGCAGCUGGAUUCCCAGCCCGCCCAUGGAAACGCGGCCGAGGAAGGGGCGGGAGGCGGCUCCUGCAGCAGCGAGGAGGAGGAGGAGGAGGAGGAGGAGGAGGAUGAGGAGCUGCUCCCUGAGCUGAGGGCUCCCUUCACUGUGGACAGAGGUUUCCUCGCGGGCGUGCAGCGGGAGCUGGCGGGGCGGGCGCGGUGGAGGCGCUCCGUGAGCCGCGAGGAGCACCGGGCGCGGCUGGAGGAGCUGCGGGAGCGCCGGGCUCUGCUGCUGGGCGCGGGGUGGGACAGCACAGCCCGGCCGUGUCCCCAGGGGGAGCCAGGGGCACAGCUGUCACCUCUGCCGGCGUCCGGCGGGUCCCAGCCAGCUCCUGGCGCCAUCCAGCCCCCAGGCGAGGCUCUGGAGAAGGAGACUCGUGCCAAAGGAGCAGGAAAUGGGCAGUUAUCCCAAAUAUCCUGCAGCAGCAGCCGGGAAUAAAGACUUUCUUCCCACCCCAGUCCAUGUGGAUGCCUCCCUGAGGGGCUGGAAACGGGGGAAAGCACACACGGGGCGGUGGGCAGGACCCCCAAUCCCACCCCACAUCCCUGUCCUUCCCCUUGCACCUCAUUCCAGCCUGAGGCCACCUCCCAGUGCUGCAGGCUGAACUGGGGGCUGGGACCCCCGGAGGGAUCAGGAAGAGUCAGGGUCAGACUCUGGGAACGUUCUGUGAUUCCCUGUCCGUGAAAAACGCCGUGGGGGAAGCCGA
Pyrgilauda ruficollis (rufous-necked snowfinch) is the source of this 1558-nucleotide messenger RNA. It is a transcript of the gene LRRC46, whose product is annotated as leucine rich repeat containing 46. Gene Ontology annotation, molecular function: protein binding. The record is from RefSeq and is a predicted model, not a curated record. NCBI's taxonomy places the organism in Eukaryota, Metazoa, Chordata, Aves, Passeriformes, Passeridae.